This is a messenger RNA of Vitis vinifera (wine grape), 1741 nucleotides long. RefSeq names its product membrane-associated protein VIPP1, chloroplastic. NCBI's taxonomy places the organism in Eukaryota, Viridiplantae, Streptophyta, Magnoliopsida, Vitales, Vitaceae. Bases 139 to 1143 code for a protein of 334 amino acids. The transcript has 10 exons. The record is from RefSeq and is a predicted model, not a curated record.
GAAAAGUUCAUCCUCACACACCACAAACCAGGAAGAAGGGACAAGGACAGUGAACCCAAACAAUCAAAGGUGUGGGAGUGGAAAACCCCCAAAUUUUCCUACGCUUUCUCUCUCUAGAAAUCUGUUUCCCGGAAAAAAAUGGCUACGAAAGUUCCCAUUGGUGCUGGGUUAAGCUUGGCUUCACCGCCAUGUGCUUCCAACGUCCGUUCACUUGUCCUCAAAUCUGCCUUCUUUGGUCAUGGUGUGGGAGCUCUAAAAGUUAGAGGCAUACGAAUAGCUCGUUCCAGUACAUACAGAUGUAAUGGUCAUGGAGGGGGUGCUCUUGGUACCCAGAUGAACCUUUUCGAUCGAUUUGCUAGAGUUGUCAAGUCAUAUGCAAAUGCGGUUUUAAGCUCCUUUGAAGACCCUGAGAAGAUUCUAGAACAAACUGUGCUUGAAAUGAAUGAUGACUUAACGAAGAUGCGUCAAGCUACAGCACAAGUUCUGGCAUCACAAAAGCAGUUGGAAAACAGAUAUAAAGCUGCACAACAGGCUUCUGAAGAUUGGUACAAAAGGGCACAACUUGCUCUUGGAAAGGGAGAUGAGGAUCUUGCCCGUGAAGCUCUUAAGCGGCGUAAAUCUUAUGCUGAUAAUGCAAGUGCUUUGAAGGCUCAGCUUGAUCAGCAGAAGACUGUCGUUGAAAAUCUUGUCUCUAAUACACGGCUUUUGGAAAGCAAGAUACAGGAGGCAAAAUCAAAGAAAGACACUCUCAAAGCACGUGCUCAGUCUGCAAAGACUGCAAGCAAAGUGAGUGAGAUGCUGGGGAAUGUAAAUACAAGCAGUGCUCUUUCAGCUUUUGAAAAGAUGGAGGAAAAAGUGUUAGCCAUGGAGUCUCAAGCUGAGGCACUCAAUCAGUUAACCACUGAUGAUCUGGAAGGAAAGUUUGCAUUGCUGGAGAGUUCUUCAGUUGAUGAUGAUCUUGCAAGCUUGAAGAAGGAACUAUCUGGGAGCUCAAAGGUAUUGUCACACCCAUUUAUGUUUAGCUGGAGCUGUAGUACACUGUUCAUCUUGAUAUCGAUAAGAAUGGCUUGUUCUCUUGUUUUGCUGUAUAGUCUCGACUGUUGGAGCUCCUUUUGGUUACUCCUUUUUCUAUGGCAACCAUAAUUUUGUAGUAGAUUUGGUUCCAUCUCAAUGCAAACACUUUCUUGCAUUCAUUUUCCCGAUGCUCUGUUUGAUUGCGAAGAAAAAGGAAAAAGGGAGCACUAGCAACCUAAGAAUUUAGUUGGAAUUGGCCUGGUGACCAAGAGAUCAUUUGCUGUCCAUGGUGAAUGCUUCCAAACCAUAGCCAGCACAUAUCAAUUAUCAUAUCAGUUUUCUUUUGUGUCAAACAGAAAGGAGAGCUGCCACCUGGGAGAACCGCGGUUGCCUCAAACACAGCAUUCCCUUUCCGAGACUCUGAGAUUGAAAAGGAGCUGAAUGAACUGAGGAGAAAAGCAAGUGAGUUCUAGAACCCAUGUUCACACCCCAAAGAUCCACUCUCUACUCCAAGAAAGUUGUAUUUCUUUCACCAGAAAAUUCUGCAAGUACUUUACAUAGCCAUUAACAGUGUACAUUUACCAGUAUCUCCUGAACAAUGUGAGGUAAUCUUCAGCAUUUUAUUGUUGUACAUGAUCCCCUUACAGACUUUCUUUUACUAUGGAUGAUUUCUUUCAUAAUUCUAUAUCAUCUAAUACCAUAUUUAAGUUUUUGGUAUUUCAUGUCA